GGACCUGCUUCCGCUUCCCGCCGCGGCGCGCGCGCUCUGCUCUCGGCCAAGUUAGGAUUAUGGCGGCUACGGCCACGAUGGCGACUUCGGGCUCGGCGCGGAAGCGUCUGCUCAAAGAGGAGGACAUGACCAAAGUGGAGUUCGAGACCAGCGAGGAGGUGGACGUGACGCCCACGUUCGACACCAUGGGCCUGCGGGAGGACCUGCUGCGCGGCAUCUACGCCUACGGUUUUGAAAAACCAUCAGCAAUCCAACAGCGAGCUAUCAAGCAGAUAAUUAAAGGGAGAGACGUCAUUGCACAGUCCCAAUCUGGUACAGGCAAGACAGCCACCUUCAGUAUUUCAGUCCUCCAGUGUUUAGACAUACAGGUUCGAGAAACCCAGGCUUUGAUCUUGGCUCCAACAAGAGAGUUAGCUGUACAGAUUCAAAAGGGCCUGCUCGCUCUGGGAGACUACAUGAAUGUCCAGUGCCAUGCCUGUAUUGGGGGCACCAACGUCGGGGAGGACAUCCGGAAGCUGGACUAUGGGCAGCAUGUUGUCGCUGGCACUCCAGGGCGUGUCUUUGAUAUGAUUCGUCGCAGAAGUUUAAGGACUCGGGCAAUCAAGAUGCUGGUUUUGGAUGAGGCUGAUGAGAUGUUGAAUAAAGGUUUCAAAGAGCAGAUUUACGAUGUGUACCGGUACCUGCCCCCAGCCACACAGGUGGUCCUCAUCAGCGCCACUCUGCCUCACGAGAUCCUGGAAAUGACCAACAAGUUCAUGACAGACCCCAUCCGUAUCCUGGUGAAGCGUGAUGAACUGACCCUGGAAGGCAUCAAACAGUUUUUCGUGGCAGUGGAAAGAGAAGAGUGGAAGUUUGACACCUUGUGUGACCUCUAUGACACUCUGACCAUCACUCAGGCGGUCAUCUUCUGUAACACCAAGAGGAAGGUUGACUGGCUGACAGAGAAAAUGAGAGAAGCCAAUUUCACCGUGUCCUCGAUGCAUGGUGACAUGCCUCAGAAGGAGCGGGAGUCCAUCAUGAAGGAAUUCCGGUCUGGUGCCAGCCGAGUGCUCAUUUCCACAGACGUCUGGGCCCGGGGGCUGGAUGUCCCCCAGGUGUCCCUCAUCAUCAACUAUGACCUGCCCAACAACAGAGAACUGUACAUACACAGAAUUGGGAGAUCGGGUCGAUAUGGCAGGAAGGGUGUGGCCAUCAAUUUUGUGAAGAAUGACGACAUCCGCAUCCUCAGAGACAUCGAGCAGUACUAUUCCACUCAGAUUGACGAAAUGCCUAUGAAUGUUGCUGACCUGAUCUGAAGACCCUGCCCCUAUGCUGAAGAUGAACUGGGGACUGUGGCCUGUUUUGUAUGCCCAUUUGAAAAUGUGUAGGGGCAGUUUAUAUUUAAUAGGAUUGAUGUGAACUCUCUUCUUAUAGCAGCCCCCAGGAAGAGCCCUGGGGACUUUGCCACUUUUUCUUAUCCAUGUGUAAAUAAUGCAUUGCUCCAAGUCUUUUUCAUUAAACAUUUAAAAAUUUCCCGUAAA
Marmota flaviventris (yellow-bellied marmot) is the source of this 1520-nucleotide messenger RNA. RefSeq names its product eukaryotic translation initiation factor 4A3 (gene Eif4a3). Lineage: Eukaryota; Metazoa; Chordata; Mammalia; Rodentia; Sciuridae. Gene Ontology annotation, molecular function: RNA helicase activity; nucleic acid binding; ATP binding. The record is from RefSeq and is a predicted model, not a curated record.